AAGAGAGUCCUAUACCACAUUGUAACCAAAGAAAACUCAGAGAACUUGGAACAACAAUGGCUUCCAUCAAGCUGCAGCUUGCCCUCUUCUUCCUCGCUUCUUCCCGUACGCAUGCAUACUAUACCCAAAAUAUAUAAUUCAUUAUUCCUUUUUAUUUUGUUUUGUUUUUUAAAUUUUAAACUUUAAAUUGACGUUAAUUAUUCAUUUCCAGAUAAUAUUAAUUUCACCUUAUUAUUAAUUGUUGCAGUGGUUCUCCGGAUGGGUGCGGCGGACUGCAACGGGCACAGCGUGUGCUCGCCGUUCGAGAUGCCGCCGUGCGGCGACGGCAAUGGCUGCCGGUGCGUCCCCUGGGGGCUGUUUGUGGGCCAGUGCAUCCACCCCACCUCGUUGGGCCUCCCGGAGGUGGCGAAGAAGAUCGAGGCCCACCCCAACCUGUGCCUCUCCAACUUGGAGUGCUUCAAGAAGGGGAGCGGCAGCUUCUGCGCCCGCUUCCCCAACCCCCACGUCGAGCACGGCUGGUGCAUCGACUCCGCCGCCGCCCUCUCCGCUCUCUUCGACUUCAAGACCACCACCACCACCACCACGGCGGCGUAAUAAUUUCCAAGUCACAUGGCUGGCGACGCUAUUAUUAUCCUUAUCUUCUAAGACGACAUCAGCUUAAUUCUCAUUAUUAUUAUUAGCUGGAAUAAAUUGGAUAUUAUUGUAGUGUUUGCUAGUAGGGUUUCAUGAUGCUUUGCUAGGGUUGCUUUGUUGUUGUAAGCUGCCUCUCUUUCUUUCUUUCAUCGUCUAAUUAUAAUUAUGUUAUGUUAUAUUUUCCGUUUUCCAAACUGCUUUCCCAUUUUUUACGUAAAACUUUUUCACUUGGAUGCACUUUGAGAUUGAAAAGAAAAAAAAAUUAGAUGGAAAAUAAAUUAUCAGUUUUGUU
Messenger RNA from Cuscuta campestris, 925 nucleotides. NCBI's taxonomy places the organism in Eukaryota, Viridiplantae, Streptophyta, Magnoliopsida, Solanales, Convolvulaceae. The record is from the annotation of a GenBank genome assembly.